Aspergillus puulaauensis is the source of this 1737-nucleotide messenger RNA. RefSeq names its product Zn(II)2Cys6 transcription factor. The record is from RefSeq and is a predicted model, not a curated record. Gene Ontology annotation, molecular function: DNA-binding transcription factor activity, RNA polymerase II-specific; zinc ion binding; DNA binding. Gene Ontology annotation, biological process: DNA-templated transcription; regulation of DNA-templated transcription. Bases 1 to 1737 code for a protein of 578 amino acids. The transcript has a single exon. Lineage: Eukaryota; Fungi; Ascomycota; Eurotiomycetes; Eurotiales; Aspergillaceae.
AUGAACGAGCAGUUCGUGUCUUCAAAGGAUUUCACCCAGCAGCGAGUUUCGGGUCCCUCUCUCCUUGCCUGUCUUUUAUGCCGACAUAAGCACCUUAAGUGCGAUGGAGCAACGCCUGUGUGUAGCCGCUGCGCGGCCACGGGCUCAGAGUGCCAGUAUACCCCGUCGCGAAGAGGAUACAAAGGCCCUUCGAAAAAGCGGCGGGCCAACCCCUCCUCACCAGAGCCGUUGCCAGCAGAUCUUGCAAACCCACUUGAUCCGAAUCUUGCUGGCUUCUACGAUGUCCCUGUUGAUUGGAACUCCUUAAACCCCUAUCCUUACGUGCCCACGGCAACCCUUCCUGCGUCAAAUUCUUCGGGAAGUAGCCCCCAAUUUUUUGACCACCAGGGUGCUUCGCAGCAAGCUGUCAUCAAAAAUGCACCCUUGACGCCUGAAUCGUCAUCCUCGCUUUCGAAUGACGGGUACCUUGUCGACAUUUACUACCAAUUCUUCCAUCCCUCCCAUCCGAUCUUACCUCCUGUUCGUACACUCUAUCAAAACCGUGUUCCCCUUUUCCUAGAGCAAGUCAUCAAAUUCAUUGGAGCGCAUUAUACUCCAGCUGCAUCUAGCGAGAACUAUCGACCCAAUCUCCUGACGUCUGUUUUGGAGCAAGAAGCGACGAUAGAGAAGCUGCAGGCGCUUCUGCUACUGGCGAUUGUGCUUCAUUCGCGGAAUGAGCGAAGUACGGCUGGAGAAUGUCUCGUCGGAGCAGUUGACUUGGCCUUUGAAAUUGGUCUUCAUACUAGGGACUUCGCUGCCGACAUGAGCGAGGGUGAUCCCCUCAGGGCGGAGUGCUUCAGACGUACAUGGUGGGAGCUGUUCAUCAUUGAAGUUAUGUUAACGGCACUUGGGCUUCAACCAACGCCGCGCACACAUAACGUGCCGAUUGAGGUGUCACUUCCCUGUGAGGAGAGGAUAUAUCAAGAUGGAUUAGCACCUCCACCACCUCCAACCAUCGCGCAGUUUGAUGAGCGUGUGUUUGCAGAUGAAGAGCGGGAUUUCUCUUCGUAUACUUACCGAAUCGAAGCAGCACGUAUUCUGGGGCGCGUUGUAGCCAUUCAAGACCUUGUGGAGGGCCAACAGGAUCAAGUGGAAUCUAUUGACGCACGAAUCACAAGCUUUUUCCAUCACCUUCCGGAAUCCAAAGCGGAGCUUCUGCGUCCAGACGGAACCGUGGACGAGAUGAUGUUCCAGGCUACAAUGGUCGUAAAUGGCACAUCAAUCUACCUCCACUUUCCUCGCUCAGAUUUGCUUUCUUCCCCCGCCGUUGCGGCCGAAGUUAUUUGCGGGCACCACGGCCCAUGUUCGAUACCCGCAUUUUCACACCAUUCCCAUGCCAUGAAAGCCGUCAAAGCAGCCAAAGAAAUCUCAUCGUUAGCGUCCAUCCGUAUGCCGGUGGUCAAACACACCCCGUUCUUCAUAUGCUCGCUCACCAUGAGCUCAAUGGUCCAGCUCGCAGCUUGCUCCGUCAAAGCAGGACAGAUGCCAGAUCCCAGUCGUGAUCGCUUGGCACUAACCAUCGGUGUGUUCAAGACAUUAGCCAACACAUGGGCGAUCUCGCAGUCCAUCAUGCGCCAGAUCAAGGCUGUUGCACGGGAUGUCAUGAACAUGGGCUUACGCCCGACGAUGGAGCCGAUCGAUCUGAACACGGUCCUUGAUAGCAGCCGCUUCUGGCUCCCAGAGGCGUUUCCAAGGUAA